GUGUCCCUCGUCAGUGAAGGAAUCCGCACCGGUGCUAAGUUGUCUCCCGGAGGCGGUGUGAGGCGCUCGGGCUGCUCAACCUGCUGCUGCUGCCGAUCUUUCUUGCUUUUCAUUGCCCAAGGCAUUAAGAAUUCUCUCUCACCUGAUGAGCUAAAGACACCACCUGUAACAACUGCGAAAUAGAGCAUCGCCGACCUCCCCUUUCAGUGACAGUGACUGACCUCAAAUAUAAGAGUGGCUUUUCUGAAAACGACCUACCUGACUCAGAAUAAUGGAUAUAAAAGACAGAAGACACCGUUCUCUGACGAGGGGCCGGUGUGGCAAGGAAUGUCGCUAUACGAGUUCUUCACUGGACAGUGAGGACUGCAGAGUACCCACUCAGAAGUCGUACAGCUCCAGUGAGACCCUGAAGGCCUAUGAUCAUGACACCAGGAUGCACUAUGGAAAUCGAGUUUCUGACCUGGUUCACAGGGAGUCGGAUGAGUUUCCCAGACAAGGAACAAACUUCACCCUUGCAGAACUAGGAAUCUGUGAGCCCUCUCCCCAUCGAAGCGGCUACUGCUCAGACAUAGGAAUACUCCAUCAAGGCUAUUCCUUGAGCACGGGCUCCGACGCUGACUCGGACACGGAGGGCGGGAUGUCCCCGGAGCACGCCAUCCGGCUGUGGGGAAGAGGGAUCAAGUCCAGGAGAAGUUCCGGGCUGUCAAGUCGUGAAAACUCAGCGCUCACGCUGACCGACUCCGACAACGAGAACAAGUCAGAUGAGGAAAACGUUCUGCAUCCCUUCAAUCGUCGGCUGAUGGCUUGGGGCGUUGGUAACAGCCACCGUGUGGUCUUUCACCUCCGCUGCUCAUGUGAAAUCAGCACUUCCCACUCUUAG
This is a messenger RNA of Calidris pugnax (ruff), 880 nucleotides long. Its product is annotated as teneurin-2-like. The record is from RefSeq and is a predicted model, not a curated record. Gene Ontology annotation, cellular component: membrane. Bases 272 to 880 code for a protein of 202 amino acids. Lineage: Eukaryota; Metazoa; Chordata; Aves; Charadriiformes; Scolopacidae. Gene Ontology annotation, biological process: signal transduction. The transcript is spliced from 5 exons.